AUGGUGAGGAUCGAUGGUGUUGUGCAGCCCGCCAUGAAGUGGUCCCACUGGCACGCCGCCAGCGAUCAGACUGAUCGAGCUGGCAGGUGUUAUAACAGCAAGGCCGACCGGGUGAUGAAAGAGCUGUGGAUCUCGGUGAAGCUCAAGGAGCUGGCGUACAGGCACCAGUGUGUGGUGGUGGUGACCAACCAGGUGGUGGACGUGGUGGAGCGGGACGCCGGGAACACCGUGGCAUGGUCGUCGGGGCGCAGCGUGAGCCCGGCGCUCGGGAUCGCCUGGGCCAAUUGCGUCAAUAUGCGCCUAUUCCUGACGCGGGAGGUGGACGGGGAUGGCGCCAGCGGGAGCGCAAGGAGGCGGAUGAAAGUGGCGUUCGCGCCGCACCUUCCGGAGCGGUCGUGCGAGUUUGUGAUACGGAGGGACGGCGUCUUUGGCGUCCAGCCGGCGGAGAGGUAG
Messenger RNA from Miscanthus lutarioriparius, 453 nucleotides. Lineage: Eukaryota; Viridiplantae; Streptophyta; Magnoliopsida; Poales; Poaceae. The record is from the annotation of a GenBank genome assembly.